Molecule: messenger RNA, 570 nt
Organism: Trichomonas vaginalis G3
Lineage: Eukaryota; Parabasalia; Trichomonadida; Trichomonadidae
Product: KilA, N-terminal/APSES-type HTH, DNA-binding family
Exons: 1
Source: RefSeq, a predicted model, not a curated record
AUGCAAAGUAUUUUGACAGCAUGUUUUGCACCAGACACUAAACACGCAGACGACUGGUUUGAAUUAAAUAGCACUCAUGAACUCCUCAGUGAGUUUGAACAUGUAGAACUUAAAAAGAUGUACCAAGACAGACAAAACUUACCAUCACAUCUAAAAGGUAUAUAUGUUCAUAAGUUCCUAGUUAGUUCAAUAGCAAUGUGGGCUUCACCUCGUUAUGCAAUCUACAUACUUAUGCUACUUGACGAACUUUGUACAAAACAGAGAGAAGAUAUGAUGAAAGAAGACAAAAACAUACAGAAAAGAAUACCACGUUCGGUACCAAAAGGAAAGGAAAAGAACUAUAAGUAUAUGAUUUACACUGAAGAGAUGGAAAAUGAAGAAGACAGAGAUAUGGUUAUGUUGCAUUUAGUCAGAAGAAACAACAAAAGCUUUUACGACCUUGCUAAGAUUUACAAAUCUGACAGAAAUUGGUUCUAUCGCGAAAACUUACCGAUUUCAAUGACACCGAAUGAAGAUGUUAAACAGAUAGUUCAAGAUACUUUACCUCAAACACACUAUGAUAUGAAAGGU